CGACCAAUGAGGAGCGGCUUCAGCUUCCCCUUGAAUGAAGUGUGUGUAAUUUGUGAGUUGUUGUGCGUAAGUGAUCAAAGCGCCACGGCUGGCGUUCUUGGCUCCGAGGGGGAACUUGCCACAUUCGGGGCGAAAGGGGCGGCGGCGAUCUAUUUCAGACCCAUCGAGCCAAAGCAAAAGGGACUGGUGGUGGGCCAGGAAAACUCUUUCGCCGGGAGGAGGGUCAGGUGGCUUCUCUCUAUCACCCUCCUCUCCAUCCCAAAGCAGAAUGCGCUAGCCUGAAACACGCCGCAUGCCAGAGGAAGAGGAGAAGGCGGCAGAGGGGCGAACAUAGCAUUAAAAAAACCCGAGACUUUUCCGCAAUGAAGAGUAACCAGAUCCGGAGUGUUUUGUCUUGGCUGUUUUUCCUCCUGUGGAGCCUCCAGUCUGCAGCCUCUCAAGCAGUCUGUGCAGGCACCCUAAAUGGACUCAGCGUGACAGGGGAUGCCCAGCAACAAUAUGAAACACUACAGAAAAGGUACAACAACUGCGAGAUCGUCAUGGGCAACCUUGAGAUUGUGCUCAUUGAACAAAACCAGGACCUCUCCUUCUUGCAGACUAUCCGAGAAGUGACUGGCUACGUUUUGAUCGCCAUGAAUUACUUCACGUACUUGCCACUUCAGAACCUGCGCAUAGUGCGAGGGACCCAGCACUAUGAAGACAAGUAUGCCCUCUUCAUCAUGCUCAACUAUGAACCAAACGUCACGCAUGCCCUACGCCGGAUAGGCUUCAACCAGCUCACAGAAAUCCUGUCUGGAGGCGUCUACAUUUCGAGGAACGUGCGGCUCUGUCACGUGAACACUAUUGACUGGGGAGACAUCAUCCGAGACUCACGAUUCCAAGCAGUGGUCCACGACAAUGGGAUGAAAUGUUCUCCGUGCCAUGAGAACUGCCAUGGGCGCUGCUGGGGUCCCGGUCCCAAAGACUGUCAAAAAUUGAGCAAGUCCAUCUGUGCUCCCCAGUGCAACGGACGCUGCUUUGGCCCCAACCCCAACGAAUGCUGCCAUGACGAAUGCGCAGGGGGCUGCACUGGCUCUCUCAAGACGGAGUGCUUUGCCUGCCUGCACUUCAAUGACAGCGGGGCCUGUGAAACACGCUGCCCCCGGCCUUUGAUCUACAACACCAAUAGCUUCCAGCUGGAGCCCAAUCCUGACGUCAAAUACCAGUAUGGUGGCUUCUGCGUCAAAAACUGCCCACAUAAUUUUGUGGUGGAUCGAAGCUCGUGUGUCCGGACCUGCCCUAAUAACAAAAUGGAGGUAGAAAAAAAUGGCCAGAAGAUAUGCGAACAGUGUGAGGGACUCUGCCCAAAAGCUUGUGAAGGGACAGGAGCUGAAAGCAAAUACCAGACAGUGGAUGCCAGCAAUAUUCACCACUUCAUCAACUGCACCAAAAUCUUGGGCAAUUUGGACUUCCUUAUCACUGGUCUGAAAGGUGACCCAUAUCACAACAUAAGUGCCCUGGACCCAGAAAAACUCAACGUCUUCCAGACUGUGCGAGAGAUCACAGGUUACUUGAACAUCCAAUCAUGGCCUCAACACAUGCACAACUUCAGUGUCUUCUCAAAUCUGGUCACCAUUGGUGGACGCAGCCUGUAUAAUGGUGGUUUUUCUUUGCUGAUCAUGAAGAACUCAAAUGUGACCUCUUUGCACUUCCGCUCGCUUCGAGAGAUCAGUGCUGGAAAGGUCUAUAUCACUGAGAACCAGCAACUUUGCUAUUACAACACUAUCAAAUGGGAACGUCUCUCUCGCCGACGCGCGGACCUUGACAUCAAGAAGAACAGAGUCCCCAGGAAAUGCACCCAAGAGGGAAAAGUCUGUGACCCCCUUUGCUCUGAGGACGGCUGUUGGGGGCCUGGCCCGGACCAAUGUGUCUCCUGCCAUAACUACAGCCGUGAAAGAACCUGUGUUGACUCCUGCAGCUUCUAUGAGGGGGAGGUUCGAGAAUUUGUGCAAGAUGGUGCGUGCUUCUCAUGUCAUCCACAGUGCCAGAGGAUCGAGGGAGGCCUAACCUGCAAUGGAUCGGGUGCAGACGCCUGCACAACCUGUGCAAACUAUAAGGACGGGCCACACUGUGUAGAGAGAUGUCCCGAGGGUAUCGUAGGGGAGAAGGCGCUCAUCUUCAAAUUCCCUGAUGCCAAUAAGGAAUGCUGGCCAUGCCAUGAGAACUGCACGCAGGGGUGUGAUGGCCCACUGAUUGAAGAUUGCUUUGUUGAGGAACUCCCUAUUGCCAGGACAGCCCCGACCGUGAUCGCCGUGAUGGUGGUGGGCUGCCUCUUCGUCUUCUGCUCCUGCGUCUUGCUCUCUUUCUUAUAUUGCCGUGGCAAGAAAAUUCAGAAGAAGCGAGCCAUGCGGAGAUACCUGGAAAGAGGGGAGAGUUUGGAGCCCCUGGAUCCCAGUGAAAAAGCCAAUAAGGUCCUGGCCCGAAUCUUCAAGGAGACGGAAUUAAAAAAACUGAAAGUUCUAGGAUCAGGCGUGUUUGGAACAGUGCACAAAGGUUUCUGGAUUCCGGAAGGAGAUUCUCUCAAGAUCCCCGUGAGCAUCAAGGUUAUCCAGGACCUAAGUGGCCGCCAGACCUUCCAUGCUGUCACUGAUCACAUGCUGGCGAUAGGCAGCCUGGACCAUGCUUAUAUUGUCCGUCUCCUGGGCAUCUGUACUGGCACCCAGCUGCAACUUGUGACGCAGCUCGUACCGUUGGGCUCACUGCUGGAGUACGUCCGCAAAAACAAGGAUGCUAUUGGCCCACAGCUGAUGCUCAACUGGUGUGUGCAGAUCGCCAAGGGCAUGUACUACCUGGAGGAACACCGCAUGGUCCAUCGCAACCUUGCUGCCCGCAAUGUUUUGGUAAAAUCCCCUAGCCAGGUACAGGUGGCGGAUUUUGGCAUUGCUGACUUGCUCUAUCCAGAUGACAAGAAAUACUUUUACAAUGAGAUUAAGACACCAAUAAAAUGGAUGGCUUUGGAGAGCAUACAUUUUGGAAAAUAUACACACCAAAGUGAUGUGUGGAGUUAUGGAGUGACAUUAUGGGAGAUGAUGACCUUUGGGAGUGAACCUUAUGCUGGAAUCCACCUUUCAGAAGUGCCUGACCUUCUAGAGAAAGGGGAGCGUCUCUCACAGCCCCAAAUCUGCACCAUUGAUGUCUACAUGGUGAUGGUAAAAUGCUGGAUGAUUGAUGAGAACAUUCGGCCCACCUUCAAAGAGCUAGCCAAUGAGUUCACACGGAUGGCCCGUGACCCCCCUCGCUACCUGGUGAUUAAGAGAGAGAGCGGGACACUCUCCCCAGUUGAGCCACCCACACUCAGCGAAAAGGAGCUGGAUGAGAUGGAGACUCUGGAAAUGGAGACAGAGUUGGAGGAGGAGGAGGAAAUUAAUAACCUCUUUGCCUCCAGGCAGUGGAUUGACUCAAUACGGAAUCCAACUCUUCUGAAUCCUUCUGCUGGAUACAUCCCCAUGAAUCAGAGCAGCCUCAGUGGAAGUCGCCAGAGCACUGGGCUGGGCUCCCGGCAGACGUUGCGCGUACGGCAGGAGUCGAUGGGCCGCACGGUAUCGGAGUCGUCGGAGGGACGGGGCACCGCCUCGGAGUAUGACCUCACUGAGGACCUGUCGUUGUCGGGGAGCCUGUGCCGCAGCCUGCGGUCCCGGGGAGACAGUGCCUACCUGUCUCAGCGAGAGAGCCUGAUGCUUCCCAUUGGCAGUGCUGAUGGAGAGGAAGAUGCCAAUGGCUACGUCAUGCCAGAUCGAAAUAGCAGAGAGCGUGCUGCUGCUGGCGUCGCCGCCUCCCUGGUCUGCGGCUCACUUCCUGUGCAUGAAGUGGAGGAAGAGUAUGAGUACAUGAAUCGGCGUGCUCCACAGCCUCGGCAGCCCCGGCCGGCCUCUCUGGAGGAGCUUGGCUACGAGUACAUGGACCUGGGCUCAGAGCUGAGCGCGUCUUUGGGCAGCGUGCCGAGUUCCCAACUAACCACACCCUGUCGGGAGGAGGAGGAGGAGGAGGAGGACUAUGAGUACAUGAACAAACAGCCCAAGCUCAGCAAGUCCCUGAGUAGCAUUCGCAGCUCUCGGGGGGACUAUACCGACAUGGACUCCGGCAUCACACAGGGCUCCCCAGAUGAGCAGGGCUAUGAGGAAAUGGAUGCCGUCCUGCCCCCAGUCCAGUGUCUCGGCUGCCAGAGUCCGCCCUGUCCCCAGAAUGGGUUCAUGAAGCCCCUGCGCACCCUGGAGGCCUCGGACUGCGCUUUUGACAACCCGGAUUACUGGCACAGCCGGCUGUUCAGCAAGGCCGAUGGUCAGAGGACAUAGCUGGGGGCUGGCAGCUUCAUCUGCCCCUUGGUGGGGGGGAGCGCCAACCAAGCCCUUGGUCUUCAGCUGCAAACGUCCUUGUUGUGCUCAUGGGCUGAAAGGGGGAAUUUCCUUAUGGCUCCUAAGUAAGCCUCCGUGACAUUGAUCAUAAUGAGCAAGCAUGUCGAGUCCAUCCAAUGAUGGGCUCCUCCGGGGUUGCAUCACAGCUCCCCUGCCUUGCGCUGUUGUUUGACCAAUUAUGCCUCAGGCCCCUUCCAUGCAAAGGCUUUGGACCUGGGGUGGGGGGCCAAACAGAACCGUUUUAGGAAAUCACAGCCUAAACUGCGGGGUCUAUUCCUGCGCAAUCACAGAGUGAGGUGCAGCUCUGGUUUAGAAAGCCAGGAGGAAUCCUCUGGUCUGACCUCCCGAAGCGUUGAGCCCCACCCGGCGCUACUGUGCUGUGCGCAGAGCCAAGGCCUUGAGGUGCUCGUCUUUGCGCAGCCUGUAUGGAGACAACCCUCUGCCCAUCGACGGCAGGGGGGCCUUAAGCAUGAGCCAAGCGUGCUGAGCCUUGGAGGUGGCUGUGAGACUGAAGGGAAGGCUUUCUUGACCAAGGAGGUGAUGCCCUUGCUUGUUACGUCCUAUCCCGACAAUAUAUGCAAUAGAGGAGGAGAGGAUUAGUUAUCAGGGUGGAUAUGAAGGAUAAUGGUGCUUUUUCCGAGAGCCUGAUUGACGCAACCUCAUAUUGGGGGGACAGUGUGCCCAAGGGUGGGCCUGGGAUAAGACUUGUGCAUUUUGAUCCUACCUCUCAGUAGACUUGUGGUUCAGAAAAGAUGCUUUAGAACCCCUUGGUUUUGCCUUCAUCUCUGUCACUGCUGUUUCAGUGUGCUGUUAGCAAUUCCUGUGUCUUACAAGUUUCCAUAUGUGGAUGGAGACGCUUGAGAAGAGGGGAGUGGACAGGAACAAAGCCAGAACAUGCUAGAGGCCUAGACUUCCAUCUCUGGACAUUUAGAUGCUCCCUGCCACAGGCAACUUAAAUUCUCUCUCUUUCUCUUGCCCGUGGAAGAUCCAGCAGUAUUCUCAAGUGUCCCAGAACAAAGAGCACUAGAGAGACAGCAAGGACUGAUCUGAAGAAGAGAGAAACUGAUUCUGUCCCCCAGGUGGGCAGAAAGUCCUCCUGAAAGGCAGCAUUCUCCAUAUUCCCUCCCUCAAUGAGAUGGAUUAGGCUUCUCGGGAUGGGGGCCAAUUAGAGUAAUUGAGUCCCUACUGUAAUCAGUGAACACUAGAGGGGAGAUGUGCUUACUGCUGAAGUUAACUACUACUGUUCGAAAGGUUGCAAAGUUGCACUGUGGUCCUUAAUAGUGUUACCCCUGAUUCUUUUAAAUCAGGUUCAUUUACACAAGAGUAUGAUUUGGGAACAAAUUUCUUCCUUCCAUCACCAUCACCCCACCCUACCCUGAAGACCAGUCGUAUUGUACGUAACCUUGACUUUGUUCCAGCAUGUUUGGGAUUGCAUCAUAUAAAGGGAUAUUUACGAAAGGGGGGAAAAAAUCAAGCCUGAUCAGAAAGUGAUGAAGGUUGUGAGGGAAGCCCUGCAUUUGAUCUUAGUAUCUUGUCGGAGUCCUGUAAAUGCUGUCUGAACAGCAUGUUCCUCCUUUAUGUUCCUUCGUCUGCAUUAUUGAUUGGCUCAUAACUUCCAUUGCGGAGCACUGUUAUACUGGGAGGGAAAAAUAAUAUCCAGAUUGUUUUGAGGUCACCUGUGUUGGUCUUCAAGCUUUCCUUUGAAUAUGUGACUGAAAUUUAAGUGGUGAUUU
Elgaria multicarinata webbii is the source of this 6124-nucleotide messenger RNA. It is a transcript of the gene ERBB3, whose product is annotated as erb-b2 receptor tyrosine kinase 3. Gene Ontology annotation, molecular function: ATP binding; neuregulin receptor activity; protein tyrosine kinase activity. The coding region runs from base 363 to 4331 and encodes 1322 amino acids. The record is from RefSeq and is a predicted model, not a curated record. The transcript has 28 exons. Lineage: Eukaryota; Metazoa; Chordata; Lepidosauria; Squamata; Anguidae. Gene Ontology annotation, cellular component: basal plasma membrane; signaling receptor complex; plasma membrane. Gene Ontology annotation, biological process: positive regulation of kinase activity; positive regulation of cell population proliferation; negative regulation of apoptotic process.